AUGCCUCGCUAUGUCGUCGACCGGCCGACUCCCCUGGCCAAGAGAGACGGGCUCUGCGACAAAGGCCAUCACAACUGCCGCGACGUCGGCCGCGACGACCAAUGCUGCGACAACGAAAGCUACUGCUACGUAAACAAGGUGGGCGCCGUCAAAUGCUGCCCCAUUGGCUCCAACUGCCCCGACGACUCCUUCUGCAAGAGCGACAGCUUCUUCUGCCACGGCCGCGCCACCGUCGCCGGCGCCGUCGAGCCGAGCCACGACGGGUGCUGCCGCCGCCUGUGUCCGCAGACGAGCCACUUCCUGUGUCCGCAGAGCCUCGGCGGCAAGUGCUGUCCGUACGUGGCCCAGUGCCGGGCCGGCGGGGGCUGCCUCGAGACGGAGACGGCGGUGUCGGCGUCGGCGACCCCGACGCGGAGCAUCACGCCCGGCGCCGGCGACGGGUGCUCGGCGUCGCAGUAUCGCUGCGCCGAUGGGACGGGUUGCUGCAACGACUGGCAGCGCUGCACCAAGGUGUCCGGCACGGCCUACUGCGCGGCGAGCAGCAGCUCGGCCAACAACACCAGCGCCCGGGCCGGCGACGCGGCCGCGUCCGGCCCCGGGCUCUCGGGCGGCGCCAAGGCGGCCAUGGGCGCCACCGCGGCGCUGGCCAUGGGCUUCAUCCUCGGGGCCGUUGCCUGGCUGUGCGUCUCCCAGCGGAGGCGCCGUCGCCGCCGCCGCCGCCGCCGUCGCCAGCAGGCCGCCGCGGGUCGGAGCUCGAGCCGGGUCCCGGACGGCGGCCCCACCGAGAUGCGGGGCAUGUCCGAGACGACCUUGACGCCGCGGCCCCGGGCCGGCCGUGGCUUGACGGAGGACUACUGCGGGCCCAGCCCCGUGGCGGGCCCGUACACGGACACGGCCACGCUGGACGAGCUGCGCAUGUCGCUGCCGGCCCUCGCGCGCGCCGUUCCCUCUCGGCCCGACAGACCCAGGGACAUCGUCGCCCCCGUGGAGAUGGACUCGUCCACGGCACCGAGGCCCAGGGGCAGAAGCCGCCACGGAGACCAGCCGCCAAGCCAGCCCGCAACGCCGCCGCCGCCGCCGCGCGACCCGACCCCGGGCCCCUUUGAGCUCCACGGGUCCGAGGCCUACCCCUACCCCCCGCCGCCAUCGCUGCCCCUUCUCAACUCACCCAUCGACGACGAGUCUGAGCACUCGCGCACGUGA
This is a messenger RNA of Hirsutella rhossiliensis, 1203 nucleotides long. RefSeq lists its product as uncharacterized. Bases 1 to 1203 code for a protein of 400 amino acids. NCBI's taxonomy places the organism in Eukaryota, Fungi, Ascomycota, Sordariomycetes, Hypocreales, Ophiocordycipitaceae. The transcript is spliced from 2 exons. The record is from RefSeq and is a predicted model, not a curated record.